AUGUUGUCUGCAAGAGGAAUUGGUGUUUUGUCUUUUUUCCACAGUGUGAUAACAGUCACUGCACUGAUUGACUCUGAUGAUGUCAUCACACGGGAUGAGCAGAUCUACCUUCUGAUUGGUGCUCAUGCCAGGUGUGAAAGGAGCAUCAAGGAACAAAUGGCUCUCAGUAAAGAUGGCGACUGCAUCCCAGAGUGGGAUGGGAUCAUUUGCUGGCCACAAAGCACAGCAGGUCAGCUGGUCUCAGUGCAGUGCCCUGAGUACAUCUAUGACUUCAACCACAGAGGGCGAGCCUACCGCCAGUGUGAUGUGUCAGGCAACUGGGAGCUGGUGGCAAGUAUCAACCGCACUUGGGCAAACUACAGUGAGUGCACCAGAUACCUGACCUUCAACCACAGAAGCCACGAGGAGAAGGUGUUUGAGCGACUCCAUCUCAUGUACACUGUUGGCUACUCCAUUUCUCUAGCAUCCCUUCUGGUGGCAGUCUCCAUUCUUUGCUACUUCAAGCGUCUCCACUGCACACGCAACUACAUCCACAUUCACCUCUUCACCUCCUUCAUCUGUCGAGCAGUCAGCAUCUUUGUGAAGGAUGCUGUGCUCUACUCCAUAUCCAAUAACAGUGAAGCUGAGCCUGAGUUUGCAGGACAGAAGUCCCAUAUGGCUGGCUGCAAAGCUGCUGUUACUCUCUUCCUGUACUUCCUGGCAACAAAUCACUACUGGAUCCUGGUGGAGGGGUUGUACCUCCAUAGUCUCAUCUUCAUGGCCUUCUUGUCUGACAAGAACUACCUGUGGGCUCUCACUAUCAUUGGCUGGGGUGUUCCAGCUGUGUUUGUGUCCAUUUGGGUCAGCGCUCGAGCUUCACUGGCAGACACUCAAUGCUGGGACAUCAGUGCCGGAAACCUGAAGUGGAUCUAUCAAGUCCCCAUUCUGGCUGCAAUUGUUGUGAAUUUCCUCCUGUUCAUUAACAUAAUUCGUGUACUAGCCUCUAAACUGUGGGAAACCAACACUGGUAAACUGGACCCCCGACAGCAGUACAGGAAGCUACUCAAGUCCACAUUAGUCCUCAUGCCCUUGUUUGGAGUUCAUUACAUGGUGUUCAUGGCUCUUCCCUACACUGAGGUCACUGGGCUGCUGUGGCAGGUCCAGAUGCAUUACGAGAUGUUUUUCAACUCUUCCCAGGGAUUUUUUGUGGCAUUUAUCUACUGUUUCUGCAAUGGAGAGGUGCAAGCAGAGGUAAAGAAGGCUUGGUUAAGACGCAGCCUGGUGCUGGACCUCAAGCAGAAAGCCAGGAUCACCAGCAGCGGCGGAGGAGGCAGCUGCUACUAUGGUGGCAUGAUGUCACACACCACCACCCACAGCAUUUGCCUGUCUGCUGCCAAUCCCAGAGCUCUUUCCUUCGCUGGAGGAGUGGUGGGCUCAGGUGGAGCCUCUGGCUGUGGUGGGUCAGGGGUCAGGCUGGUACGCCACGUUUCCGGAAUUUCCCCCCACCAUCUUAACAGCCUACGCGUUUACAUUUCCGGUGACAGCGAGACCUCAGGCCCCCAACAGGAAUUGGCUGUGUGGAAACCAGAGGGUGCUGAGUUAGGGGUUUUUACCAGAGAUGCGAAACCCAGCAAAGGAGAUGAAGACUGCAAAAGUCAUGGAGAAAAAGAUCCAAUCAGCUCCUUGUCUCUGAAAGAGCUAGAGACCAUUUUGUGAUUGCUGCUGCUUAGAGAGAUCAUGUUAUACAAUGGAAAUCUAGUUGUUUUUUUUUAUCAAAAGUAGAGCUUUUUUAGUUUGUUUUGUUUGUU
Archocentrus centrarchus (flier cichlid) is the source of this 1787-nucleotide messenger RNA. RefSeq names its product parathyroid hormone 3 receptor (gene pth3r). The record is from RefSeq and is a predicted model, not a curated record. Gene Ontology annotation, cellular component: plasma membrane. Gene Ontology annotation, biological process: cell surface receptor signaling pathway; adenylate cyclase-modulating G protein-coupled receptor signaling pathway. Gene Ontology annotation, molecular function: G protein-coupled peptide receptor activity; parathyroid hormone receptor activity; peptide hormone binding. The coding region runs from base 1 to 1695 and encodes 564 amino acids. The transcript is spliced from 13 exons. Lineage: Eukaryota; Metazoa; Chordata; Actinopteri; Cichliformes; Cichlidae.